Molecule: messenger RNA, 1799 nt
Organism: Morone saxatilis (striped sea-bass)
Lineage: Eukaryota; Metazoa; Chordata; Actinopteri; Moronidae
Product: high-affinity choline transporter 1-like
Exons: 8
Coding region: 1-1773 (590 amino acids)
Biological process (GO): neuromuscular synaptic transmission; acetylcholine biosynthetic process; synaptic transmission, cholinergic
Cellular component (GO): perikaryon; synapse; dendrite
Molecular function (GO): choline:sodium symporter activity
Source: RefSeq, a predicted model, not a curated record
AUGGCCAUCCACGCCGAGGGUCUCGUGGCUAUCGUGAUCUUCUACCUCCUGAUUCUGAUUGUGGGGAUCUGGGCCGCCUGGAAGAACAAGAACUCCGGUGUUAGCGAUGGCGGAGACCGGAGCGAGAGCAUCAUGGUCGGGGGAAGAGACAUCGGAUUGUUCGUUGGUGGAUUCACGAUGACCGCUACUUGGGUGGGUGGAGGCUACAUUAAUGGGACAGCAGAGUACGUCUACCUGCCAGACUAUGGCCUGGCUUGGGCACAGGCACCCUUUGGUUACGCUCUCAGCCUGGUAGUAGGUGGCCUUUUCUUUGCCAAGCCCAUGCGUUCACGUGGAUACGUCACCAUGCUGGAUCCCUUCCAGCAGCUGUAUGGAAAAAGGAUGGGGGGCUUGCUCUUCAUCCCCGCACUCAUGGGGGAAAUCUUCUGGUCUGCAGCCAUUUUAUCUGCCCUGGGUGCCACUCUGAGCGUGAUUGUGGACAUAAACAUCAACAUGUCGGUGGUGAUCUCAGCCCUGAUAGCUAUCUUCUACACGCUAGUUGGAGGACUCUACUCUGUCGCAUACACAGAUGUGGUCCAGCUCUUCUGUAUCUUUUUGGGCUUGUGGAUCAGCGUGCCUUUUGCCAUGUCCAAUCCUGCCGUGUCGGACAUCAGUGUUACAGCCAAGAAGGCAAUCUACCAGUCCCCCUGGCUGGGGAAGAUUGAGCCUAAAGACACAUGGCUCUGGGUGGAUAACUUCUGUUUGCUGAUUUUGGGGGGAAUUCCCUGGCAGGUCUAUUUUCAACGGGUUCUUUCUGCCUCUUCAGCUACCUACGCCCAGGUCCUUUCCUUCAUCGCUGCCUUCGGCUGCCUGGUUAUGGCCGUCCCCUCUGUCCUCAUAGGAGCUAUAGGGGCUUCAACUGAUUGGAACCAGACUACUUAUGGGUCCCUCCCACCGAAGGAUAAGGAUGAAUCAGACAUGAUCCUUCCCAUAGUUCUUCAGCACCUGUGCCCAUCCUACAUCUCCUUCUUUGGUCUCGGGGCGGUAUCGGCUGCAGUCAUGUCAUCAGCGGACUCAUCCAUUCUCUCAGCCAGCUCCAUGUUUGCCAGGAACAUCUAUCAGCUCGCCUUUCGGCAGUCGGCCUCAGAUAAUGAGAUUGUUUGGGUGAUGCGCCUCACAAUCUUUGUAUUCGGAGCUCUUGCCACUGCUAUGGCGUUGUUAACAGGAUCAGUGUAUGGCCUGUGGUACCUGAGUUCCGACUUGGUCUACGUCAUCAUCUUUCCCCAACUUCUCAGUGUGUUAUUCGUCAAGGGCACCAAUACCUAUGGCUCUGUGGCUGCCUAUGUCUUUGGCCUUCUGCUGCGAAUUGGUGGAGGGGAGCCCUACCUCAAACUUCCUCCCUUCAUCUACUACCCCGGUUGGGUGAUCCAGGAACGGGUCCACCACCUCACUGGGGAUGUAGAGUGCUUUGUCCAGCAGAGGUUCCCGUUCAAGUCUGUGUCCAUGGUGGCAUCUUUCUUGGCAAAUGUGGCCUUUUCUUACCUGACAAAGUACCUAUUUGAAAGUGGUACGUUGUCACACAAGUACGACUUCCUGGAUGCCGUGGUGUCCAAGCAUAGCAAGGAGAUCAUGGACAAAACCACGCUGGUGAGCAACCAGGAUAACAUCAUUCUUUCAGAGAUGGCGCCCGUCAACCAGGCCAUCGGUACGUCACUCGCUGGGACAUUCACCAACACUGAGAUCCUCAGUGAUGAUGGGGAGUCCAGUCCAGAGGCUUUUCACAAAGAAAACUAGGCACCAAAGGCACAAAGAAAACUAGA